GUGGACCACGCCCCGGCCCCGGCGAGCGGUGCACCAGGCGAGGUUAGCUCACGACGGCUACAUCCGGGCGCUCUGCUCGAGAUACAACAAGCCCCUGCGAAGAUGGCGACUUCAGGGAGGAGUGCAUUAUUAUCCUCCACCUCAACUGGAUCUAAGAACACACUGGAUAACUCCAACCCGGAGGACGAUGACGGACAGGACUUAUGGUCCACCAUCCUGAGUGAAGUAUCAACCCAUUCAAGAUCUAAGUUACCGUCGGGGAAAAAUGUCCUGGUCAUGGGUGAGGUGGGUUCGGGAAAGACCGCCUUGGUUGCAAAGCUGCAGGGGGUUGAAGAGUUCAUGAAAGGGCGUGGCCUGGAAUACCUCUACUUCAGUGUCCAUGACGACGACAUUGAUGACCAAACUAGGUGUAAUGCCUGGGUGUUAGAUGGAGACCUUUACCACAAAGGUCUGCAGGGAGUAGCUGUGCCAGUGGACUCGAUCGGCAACACGUUGCUGCUGAUAACGGUUGACAUGUCGCGGCCAUGGAAUGCCCUGGACUCUCUCCAGAAGUGGGCGGCCGUUGCUAGGGAACACAUCGACAAACUCCGGGUCGCCCCAGAAACACUGCGGGAGCUGGAGCACAGACUUGUAAAGCAGUUCCAGGAGUACACAGAGCCAGGCAGUGGAGAGGAUGGCACCCCACAGAGGAGGAGUGAUGAGGAGGAGAGUGUGCUGCUGCCGUUAGGAGACAACACACUCACACACAACCUUGGAAUUCCAGUGGUGGUGGUCUGCACUAAGUGUGACGCCAUCAGCACAUUGGAGAAGGAGCACGACUACAGAGACGAACACCUGGACCUCAUUCAGUCUCACAUCAGAUGUUUCUGUCUGCAGUACGGGGCAUCUCUGGUUUACACAUCAGUGAAGGAGAUGAAAAACCUGGACAUCCUGUACAAAUAUCUGGUCCACCGACUCUACGGCUUUGCCUUCAACUGCCCGACGCAAGUGGUGGAAAGAGAUGCCGUCUUUAUUCCAUCAGGUUGGGACAAUGAGAAGAAGAUUGCUAUACUUCAUGAGAACUUCCAGACAGUAAAAGCAGAUGACAGCUUUGAGGAAGUAAUAGUUAAACCGCCAGUCAGAAAGAUUGUACAUGAAAAGGAGAUUCAGGCAGAAGAUGACCAAGUGUUUUUGGUAAAACUCCAGUCGCUGCUCGCCAAACAGCCCGCUGUGACAGCAGGGCGACCAGUGGACACCACCAGUAGAGCACCCACCGGCUCACCCAGGACGAGUAAUCGCUCCGCAGCGGCCAACGUAGCAAACGCAAUGCCACAGUCGGGUCAGACAAGUGAAGGUGUGUUGGCCAACUUCUUCAACAGUCUACUGACAAAGAAAGCUGGUACAGGGGGGCCUGGGACGCCAGGUGGCGGUAACAACACUCCAGGAACAGUACGCAAGUCAGGUUCGAAGCUGGGCCUGAGCGAUGUACAGGCAGAGCUGGACCGCAUAUCCAGCAGGGAGACUGACUCAGACUUGCCCAAUGCCAACGACGCCCCUGCCACUGAUGGCCAGGACACAUGAAGACCAACACACUUCCCCCCUGCUCUCCUUGUCCCCACCCCACCCUUCUCCACCUCAGUCACCUUCCACCUCCGUUGUUCUUCCUCCCUCCACUCCAUUACAGAGAUGCGGGAGAAAGAGGGAUGUGGGCACACAACUUCUUCUCUCAUCGUCUUUCACUCACUUCUGUACAAUCCCCCUUCCCUUCCGCUCCUCCUGAGGGAGAGCAUUUGUCACUGUUACAUACAAGACUGUCUGUUACACAAGAGUAAAUGGGUAUGGGGGACUAGCUGGGCUGUGGGGGUCGCGAUGAGAGGAAGUGAAAGGUGGGUUGAAAAAGAUUGAUUCCAGGAAUGAAUGAGAGGAAGUUUAACCAUCCAUUUUUUUGUGAUGGUACAGUUGGUGUUUUUACUGUAGAAACUACUGAAGGGUGCAUGUUGAAGAAACUGCACUUUGGUUAACUAUAGGGAUGAUUGUGUGUUUAAUGUAUUUGGGGCAAGUCACACUUGGCUAGAGGAAGAGACUGAAAACAACAACAAAAAAUGCCUGAAACAAAAUUGCAAACAGUCAUGUUUUUUUAAGAUGAAGGGACAAACCUACCAGUAUUUGUGUGUGUGUGUGACUGUGCGUGUGUGUGACUGUGCGUGAAAGAGAGAGAGAGAGAGAGAGAGGGAGAUGGAGAAAAGGAAAGGAAGUUACUUCAACCGAGACCUGUAUGUCGAGAGAUUUCUGGCUUGUUUGCAUUUCAACCAAAAGGCAAAAACAUUACUAUGCUCUUACACUACAAGCUCUUGAAACGGUGCAUACACUAUUAUUAUUAUUAUUAUUAUUAUUACAGCAGCUCCAUCUGACAGACUACUCAAGCCAAACAUGACACAAAAAAAUAUAUACUACAGAUCACAGUCAAACGCAUUGUAGAGGGCACCCAGGUCCAUCAUGGCACCCAGUUCUACAAUUGGCCAAAUGUCCCCUCGUGGUAGAUACUGCUCAAACCUGUAGAUAACAGACAGUGCACAAAGGGAGGGUGGUAGAGGGUAGGUGGGUAGCUGAGCUUUACUUGUACAGAAAAGCACUAGUGAUUCAGAUCCAUAGUUACUGUGGGCGGGGUGGUGGCUGGGCAAGGGAGUCAGAACAACGGAGGGUCACACCAAGAAUGUACAGUCAUUGUCUCGCUGAUUGGUCCUGUUAUUUCAGAGCUCUGUGUUGGCGUUUGUAUAAUCAGAUCUGUUAAUCAGUCAAAUAAAAGGUGUAUUUAUUCGGAUUCAUCCA
This is a messenger RNA of Cyclopterus lumpus (lumpfish), 2808 nucleotides long. It is a transcript of the gene dync1li1, whose product is annotated as dynein, cytoplasmic 1, light intermediate chain 1. NCBI's taxonomy places the organism in Eukaryota, Metazoa, Chordata, Actinopteri, Perciformes, Cyclopteridae. Gene Ontology annotation, molecular function: dynein heavy chain binding. Gene Ontology annotation, biological process: microtubule cytoskeleton organization; microtubule-based movement. Bases 103 to 1560 code for a protein of 485 amino acids. The transcript is spliced from 13 exons. The record is from RefSeq and is a predicted model, not a curated record. Gene Ontology annotation, cellular component: cytoplasmic dynein complex; centrosome.